UGGUCAGUGUCACCGCCGCUCUCCUCCUCUCCUCCUCUCCAUCCUCCUCUCCUCCCGCUCAUCCUCCGGCAGCAUCCAUCUCUCCGGAUGUCCAGACCGCCUGAUUCCCCGCCGGGUCGCAGCAUCAGCACCAGGAAGUGAUGGCGCCGACGGUGAUGAGGGGAGACGAAUAUGGAAAGUGAACACCGAGAGACACCUGUGAUUAGCGCUUGACUUCUGGCCCGCAGCUGCGACACAAAAAGAUCGAUAGUAACUGCAACAGAUCUGCACACAUUUUGGGACAAAUGAGGACAGAGCGGAGGUCUGGUGAAGACAUGAACACAUGCCAAUGGAGUCGUCUCUGAACGCGGUGGAGCUCCAGGAGCUGCGAGGAGGCCGGAGAGACCGAUCCCCUGCACCUGCACCUGCCCCGGCCCCCGGGGGCGUCUCCGCUGCGGGCUGCGCCGCCUGGGGCUUCGAGAACGCCUCCUACCAGCAGGACGAGGAGCGGCGCCACCUGCAGGAGAAGCAGCACCAACCCGCUGGCUCUGCUGGCUCUGCAGGCUCUGCAGGCUGUCCGCCCUCAACGUCAGGCACCAGCAAGCACCAUCAGGAGGUUUCUUCGCCAUCAUAUGAUGAUGAUGACGCUGAUGAAGGAGGACCGGGAGGAGGAGGAGCAGGAGGAGGUGCAGGACGGGAGGACCUGACAGCAUUCAGCCCGGCGGACGACCACUCCGCCGACUACGGCUUCAUCCUGGCGCUGGUGUUCCUGGUAAGCGGGAUCGUGCUGGUGGUCAUCGCCUACACCAUCCCGCGGGAGGCCAAGGUGGACCCGGACUCGGUGUCGGCGCGUCAGAUGGAGAAGCUGGAUAUGUACUACGCUCGGCUGGGCUCCCACCUGGACAAGUGCAUCAUCGCGGGCCUGGGCCUCCUGACCCUGGGGGGGAUGUUCCUGUCCGUGCUGCUCAUGGUGUCCAUCUGCCGCGGCGAGAUGUACCGCCGCAGGACGGUGUUCGUCCGACCCAAGAGGACUUACGGCUCCAUCAACCUGAGGAUGAAGCAGCUGGCCUCCGGGGAGGCGGGAGGAGGCGACGGCGGUGACGGAGGGGAGGACUUUCUGGUGGAGCGCUCCGAGACGCGGAAUAACAUCCAGCCAGAGCCCAGCAGGGACUCCAGAUCAGAACCAGGACCGCGCAGACAUCCUCCUCCAGCUGCUGCGUGUGGAGUUUAAGACUCUGCUGAUGUGUUUCCUUCCUACGAGGGGGGGGGUGUCCAGUUGCAUCAUGGGUAUGCACAGUUGAGCAGGUCCUCCGUUGGUUCCCAGCAGGAGAAGCACAUCUUAAGCACAUUGCUUUCCGCUGGAUUGACCCAGCUUCAUCCCGCCAUCCCGGCGGGGAUGGACCUACGCUAUAGGCUUAAGGGAUAUUUAUUCUGACCAAUCAGAGACGAUGUAUGACACACAAAAGAAGGCUUGAUGAUGCAGAAGAAGAGAGAGGUAAGCCUGUAGUGGGGAGGAUAAGAGCACAUAUAUGGAGAUGAAUGUUUGAUUGUUGGAGAUCAGAGUCUCAAUGUUAAACACACGUUUUAAUCAGAUUGAGUCAUAAAUAUAAAGCAGAUUACAAUUUAAAAAAAAUGUUUAACACCGUUGUGAAAGUCUUUACGCUCAAAAGAUGGUCAACAUAUAAACCCAACCACAUAAAAUCCUCGACAGGAAUAUAACUCUAAACAUGUCUCAUGCUGCUGUGAGUAGAAACCACAAAUCUAGUAGAUAUUAUGGUGUAUAGAUAAGAAACAGAGCAUUAUUAUUGAUUUAACAAAGAGUGAUGGAAGGCUUGGUCUCAGACAAGUAAACAGAGGCAACAUUUACACUCACACCCAGCGUUAAAACGGCGAAGUGUGCAGAAAAACAACCGCAAACCUCGGAGCUGUGAAAGAAAGCAGUUUAAAUCUGCAUCACACAGCACUUGUGUCUCUCAUAGUGUCUUUUGGCACCUUUUAACUCUAAUUUGUUUCUCUGGCUGCACAUAAACUGCAUAGUUGAGCUUCACAGCUCUCAUAAGACACUUCAUUUCAUCUGGAUCAGUUUAUUAGAGAAGUAUAGGGUCUCAUAAUGCAAGGGCUUUAUCCAUAAUAAUUGCUUUUUUGUGAUAUCAUGAUGUUUUGGUGCCCACAUGAUGACUGUGACUUUAGUAGACGCUGCCUUUGAGCCCGUUCCUGACCUCUGUCUGGUCUUAAACUGCUCAAUGCCCCACUUUGAGCACUUGUUCAUGAAUUAUAAACAAUGAAGCUGCAGCUGGAUGUUAAAACCAGCGAGCCGGAGCCACCUGAUCAGCUGGUUAUUGUCUGUCAGUUCUAAUGAUCAGUCUUGAUUAUGACAGUGUUUCGAGUGGCAGAUAAAUUGGCUCGUUUAUGAAGGUUUCUUUGUUUUUUUUCCUCACAUGUCUAAGUAGACAUAUAUGUGAUUUCCAAAGCAAUGGGAGCUUCUUUUUUUUUUUUUUAAGACAGUUUUGUCAUCAAAAUAGUCACAAGAUUUAAAAAAAAAAAAAGUGCCCCAGUGCCAAUCAACAAUUAAUACAGUAUAUUGUUGACCUUAGCUGCCACAGCGUGCAACGUUUCUGCUGAGCCGUUUGAUGGAUUACUAAUUUGGGUCGGAGGUUGAGUUUUAAAAGCAGUGUUUUGGUUUAAAACUGCUGAAUUCAGCUGUGACGCGUUGCCAGUUGCAGAGCUGCUGGUCCGCAGGGUGCAGAAGUGAAAUGAGUCACUUUAUAAAGGUUAAUAAACUCGUAAAUGACUGCGUCAGCAGUCCAAAGGGACACCUGACGUUUCUCUCCAUCAGGUUUUCUUUUACAUCAACACUUCAGGAUGCUGUCUGAGUAAGUUUUAGGGGAAAAUCAUUUCCCUUUUAUGACAGUGUCAACAACAUGCAGAGAAAACCCUGAAGUGUUUUUAUCCCAGCAAGGGCUUUUCCAGCCUAAAGCUGCUAUUUUGCAGUAAUAUCAGCUUAGCAGGAUCACACGCGUUUGACUGCAAAUCUCCACUUUGCAAGAAACAGAAUCGGACAGGAAAAUGUUUUCACAGUUUCUCACUUUUUUUCUCAUUUUCUCUGCUGGUGGUUCAUAGCCAUGAAUUUAAAAAUAAAUACAUUUAAUACAUAGAAGGAUGUUUUUUUUUCAGUAUAAGCUCCAUAUCAGCCAUCCAGCAACUCCUCCAGAGUGUUGCCUGGUGUUUACCGACCAACAUUUCUGCCAGCAUCACCUUCAGCAGCAUCAGAGAUGACCUUUGAAGUAGACGUUCCCAUCAGCAGCCGCCUCUCCCCAAAUUAAAAUAGUGUCUGAGUGGCCAUUUUUAUCUGACAAUUAAAACUAUGCGGUGCGAAAUAUGAGUCACAGCGACUGUGAGAUGAUUAAAAAAUGACAACAACAUGUACGGAUGCUGUUUUAAUCAGUGGUGGAGGAUUCCUUUGUUUCCAUUUCAAGAGAGAAAUGCAGUUAAUGUGAUGAAAAAAUUACCCUGUGAUAGUUUACUAUAUUAUUGUUAAUGUGUACGUGUGUUUUUAAGUUGGUUUUUUUUAGUCGUUUUGUUUGUAGAAAUUCAGAAAGUUAUAUCGAAGACACAUUUAUAGUGUUUAAAUGAUUAAAAUAACAGUUUAACCCUAUAAAUUAUUAAAAUAAAUAUUAAACUGUCACAAAAACAGUCUUAAGGCAAAGCAACAAAGCGCCAUGUUUGACAAUCUGGAGUUGUAAAAGUUUAAGGCUUGAAGGUAUUAAGCUCUGCUUUUCUUUACUGUUUUUAACAUUUCCCAAACUCUUGAUCUGAAAAGCUUUAGUUAAAGAUAAAAGAAGUUAUCAAGCAAGCUCUCUGCAACAAGUGCAGUACAGUAACGUGUUAAAGUGGCACAAAGAUAAAGAACCACAACGUUUCUACCUGGUUUAAUUAAACAGGUAGGUUAAUUAAGAGGAAGAAACAUGGAGCUCUGCGGAUGUUUCCCUCCGUCUGACUGCAGCUCUGUUAAAGUCGGACGUGAAGCUGGUUUUGAGUGAAAUGAACCUUUAAUGACGCAGCAGCUGCUCAUCUGCAUCAAAUCUAAUGUUAUCUGUGUCAUGUGAGGAUACGACAUGCCUUAACGAGUAAACACGCUGUAAAUUGUGUAAACAUUAAUAUUAGUAUGCUGAUGUAUUCCAGUGUGUAUAGUGAGACAGUUAGCCAAGGAUAAUGUAGCCUGUGAUAAUGUACGUCAUCACAGGCCAGUCUUCAGCAUCUCUGUGUUACUUGUGUGGACAUUUUUAAUCGCACAUGCAGUCCUGCACCGACUAAUCUUUAGCUGAUCGCUGAAAUACCACCGUUUUAAAUCUCAGUACGCCAACAAAUACUGUAAAUAUUGACCAACAGAGGCUCAGAAACCAAAACACGCUAAUAGUUAUGCAUAAACCUUGUCGUAGUCGGGAGUCAUUCCUGUCUGUUAGCAGCUCCUGAAGCUCAGUAUCCAAUUAACAUUCAUGAUUUAGCACUGACCAUUGAGAUUAAUGAUGCUAUGAUAGAAUAAUAUAAUCAGCAAAUACUGAGCUCACAGUAUAAUUCAUAUGAAUUAAUUAUCAGCUUUAGUGUCCAUAACAGGUAUUAAAACACACAUUUAUGAGCAGGGUCCUGCCAUACUUAUCUGCUUUGCCCCGUCAUCUCCGCUGGAUGAUGCAGUUUUGAACUCUGCUCUUUUUCCUGGUCAGUCCAAAACCCUGCUGAAGUGUCACCGAGUAAGAAAUAACUCUCCCAGAUCUCUGGCUGAAAUCAUGUGAAGGGGAAGGAAUUGAUCACGCAAAAGGUUCCCAUAAAUAUGACGACUGAAAAUUAUAGAGGAUUUUAUUUCUACUAAGUGUCCAGAUUCAGUUUACCAACAAAAAUGCAUCAAAGCAUCCUCACAUUUAUAAGAUGUAAAUAUUUACCUGCUAUUAGAUUAAGAUACACAAUUUAAUUAUCUUUUCCUACUUUUCAGCACCAGGUUGAGGGUGUCUUUGUCACCUGUCUCUUGAUAAAUAACCAAAUGGACCUAAAAGACUAUUUAAACUUGAAUUGAGCAUGUUCAGGAUGCAGGAGGGAUUUGGUCGAAAUAAAUAAAAAAAUUGUGCAUUUAAAAAAAAAAAGAACAAAGGGAGGUUAUUCGGGGUUUUGAACAACAGCAAAGCUCUUUAACAGACUGCAGUGGCUUGCAUAACGAAAUAUUGUUAGUAGGAUCAUGUUUUUUUUUUAAAUUGUGAUUUUAUAUGUUGACAGCUGGGAGAGACUCCGCCCCCCCGUGACCCUGAGUGGGAUUGAAGUGGGUGCAGAAAAUAAAUGAAUGUGGAUCUGUGGCAUGACAAUCCUCCAACGUCACCACACUUAUCCGCUUAAAGCCCUUUAAUACUAUUCAAACACAGCUUUACAGAGACAACAUUUUAAACUGUUUCUGUUGGGACGAGGAUGAGGUGGCGAAGAUGAGGAUGAGGUGGAGAAGAUGAGGAUGAGGUGGAGAAGAUGAGGAUGAGGUGGAGAAGAUGAGGAUGAGGUGGAGAAGAUGAGGAUGAGGUGGAGAAGAUGAGGAUGAGGUGGAGAAGAUGAGGAUGAGGUGGAGAAGAUGAGGAUGAGGUGAGCUGAUUCCUGAAAAGGUGGAUUUUCAGCUCGUUGGUGGAAGUUGAGGAGUUUCUGUUCGAGGCCCGCUCAGGUUUCAGCUCUCACCUCCAGGGAAGAGCAAACAGACCGACGUGGCUCAGCUGUAGGUUUUAACGAGCAUGAAGAAGCCGUCUGACCCUGAUUAGGCGAGGAAGGCUGGCUCUGCUGCAGCCUGCGGCCCCUCAGUAGUGGGGGGUGCGUCAACGCCAAAAUGAAAGGGGAAAUAACUGCGACUGAUGCUUCACUGCACAUAAGUUGGACACAGAGACGUGGAAGAAGUUUUAUUUUCUUGUUUGGCCACAUGGAGGGAUGAAAGUAGUCGAGUGGAAAGGAAAGUGAAAGAUUUGAGAUUGCUUGUGUGGAUAAAGUACCUGCUCUGAAAGCAUAAUUUCACUGAUGUUAGACAUCAAAAGCCCCAAUCACAGAGUGGGUAAUUACAAAAUUACAUGCCCUGCUCUGUUUAAUUGCUGAUGAUAACUACGAGAGCUACCAGCUGUCACCGACACUGUGUUGUUUGUUUGUGCUGUGAACUUUCCACUUGUCUAGAAUUUGUGAAACAGAUUUCUCUUAAUCACCUCCGGGCUUGUUUGCAAGAGCGUUCGGCGCAUUUUAAUACGUUUCAUUCGCAGAGAUGAAGGUGAGCGGUUUGUUUUGCUUCUGAAUGUUGCAAAGAAAAAUGUAGAGCAUCUACCUAGCAUCAACUGAAGAAUUUUACUAUAUAAAAUAAAGAGUGAAUGACAACCUAACAUUUAGACGUAGGAAUCCCUGUUAUUAUAAAUCAGAAAGUUAGUUCCACUGUUUGAAUGUUCAGACUUUAUAUGAGCACCUUGUCCAAAGACACGAGCGUAAAUCAAUCUUUUCUCCGUCUUCAGCACAAUGACUCUUAUUACCGCAGAGAGAGUCUAUUUAUGUGAAGUACUGCUGCUGGAGUAGUUCUUGGAUGUCACAGAAAGUCCUUGCCAGAACAAAACAGAGGAGAUGAAGCCUGAAUGCCUCAGAAAAAAAAGAUUUGCUUUCAGAUAAACAAGCCUGUUUUGUGGGGGAACAAAGUGUUUUUGAUCCUCGGCAAGGCAAGUUUAUCCGUACGGUACAUUUCAUGUACAAGACUGUUAUGUUUUUUACACAUAAACAUGAAAAAGUGCAUUACAAAAUCUUUUAUAAAAUUACAGAGAGUCAGGCAUGAGUUAAAAAGGACUACAACCAAUCAAAUGUAAGAAAUAAAGAUUACAGUGCAUUGUGGGAGAUUACUCAAAUGCAGCAGUAAAUAAAAAGGUUUCGACUUAAAGAGCCAAAUAUCAGUGGAGACAUUGGAUAUAUAAGGCCAGUAAGUGCAAACAAGACGAAUGAAUAUUAUCUCUUAUUACUGAUCUACAGUGUGUCAUUCUUCUGUCUGAAAUGACCUAAAUAAGACUUAUACCAACACUUACCAGUCCCAUAAGCUACGGUGUGGGCUUCAUAUGGAGCACAGUUUUUAAAAGGAAAACGUUUCUGUGAACUGGCACAAUUGAACAGAUGCAAAUCUAAAAGACGCAUUUUUGGGACUUUUGUCUGUGUUUAAUUCCUUUGUGAUCAGACGUAAUGUUCGUAUGAAUCAAACGGAUGAGGGAAACAGACUUUCUUAGCCCUUCACGAAGAGCUUUAUGUCAUCUGUAAAACCCUCAGUCAUGGCUCUGAUGUCAUCCUCAUGUGGUUUAUAAAUUAUGGGCAUCCCAAUCUGGAACUUCAAAGUAUCACUGCAGACCUUCUUCAGCUUCUCCGGACCACGUUGGUUUUUUGUUACUUCUGAACAAUUGAUAGUCGUUGGACGUCAGAAGGUUAUACGAGGCUUAAGAGCUGAAGACAGCGCUAACAUUUACGAGAGUGUUUUAUUUCUCUCUAUCCUGAUGACAUUAGGAGAAGUUAACAAACACUGUCUUAAACAGCCCAGCUGAAAAGUGUCAGCUGAUACUAUCAGGAAAAUCACAGCCAAUAUUUCAAUAUCUGAGGUGUACAGGCACUACUUCACAGUAGCAGGGAUUACCUCAUUUGUUUCUGCAGUCUUGUCUCCCCAUAUGAAGGGGAAGUGACACAGGGAGGCGUUGGAGUUGAGGUGAAACACAAUCCUCCACAGGCAAGGCAAGGCAAAUUUAUUUAUAUAGCACAAUUCAACACAAGGUAAUUCAAAGUGCUUUACAUUGACAUUAAAAGCGGCAAGACAUAAUUAGACAGUACAUAAUUCGACAUAAUUAGACAGUAAAUAACAAAUAUAAUUGAAUAAGAUGAUAAGAAAAGAAGUAAAAUAAUAAAAAGCACCAGCUGUUAAAAAUAAGGGCAGUAGAGUACAGCAGGUAAGUUUAAUUUAGGGGUACGCUUGAGUAAACAGUAAUGUUUUAGGCCUGAUUUAAAGGAGCUGACAGUUGGAGCAGACCUCAGGUCUACAGGAAGUUUGUUCCACCGGUGAGGAGCAGAAUAACUGAACGCUGCCUCACCUUGCUUGGUUCUUGUUCUUGGGACACACAACAAACCAGAUCCAGAUGAACCUCAGGGGUCUGGGAGCUUCAUAGGAACUAACAGAUCAAACAUGCAUUUUGGUCCAAGACCAUUCAGUGCUUUGUAGACCAGCAGUAAGAUUUUAAACUCUAUCCUUUGACUCACUGGAAGCCGGUGUAGUGAUUUCAUGACCGGUGUAAUAUGGUCCAGUUUCCUGGUGUUUGUAAGGACUCUGGCGGCAGCGUUCUGGAUCAGCUGCAGCUGCCUGAUUGAUUUCUUGUUAAGGCCUGUAAAGAUGCCAUUGCAAUAAUCCAACCUACUGAAAAUGAAUGCAUGAAUAAGUUUUUCCAUGUCUUGUUUAGACAGAAUCCCCUUAAUUCUAGCAAUGUUUUUCAGGUGGUAAUAUGCAGAUUUAGUGGGCACAGGCAGUCAUUCCCUAUGAGCGCUGGAUGAUGAAAUGGUUUUAGUUCCUCCUCUUUGAUGUUCUGCCCCCAUGUUGUUUUCAAUUAUCCAAGAGUUGAGAGAGUUUCACUCCAGGCGUACAAAUAUUAUGAGCUGAAUUAAGUUGGUUUAAGUCUAAAAAAGCGUCUGAAAAAAAUUGUUUCAUGGAGAGAGAAAAAAAGUGAAUGCACAAAAUUUUAUGUAAUUUCACAAAUCAAAAUAAUUUCCAGAUGUUUGUCCCGGAGCCUCAGUCUCUGCUAACUGCAGCUGUGGUCUGGGUUCAUCGCCCGGCGUAACCACGACACCCACUUUCACCGUGACCAGAGGUCGGCUACAAAACAGCUGCUUGGGAUUCAGAACGAUGCUCAAGGACACUUCAGCAGAGUCUGGGGCCACGACCCUGAGUUCAGUCUCAUUAAUCACGACACGGGCUGCUGCCUCGGAGAAAAUCCAGUGAAGGUUGUCGUGACAACAAGGUCCUUUUUCAAAACCUCAAAUGAGCUGAAGGAUUAAUGGAGUUUACAGUAAACAUCCUCCUUGUUUUAUUUUUGUUCAGCUCACAAAAAACACCCACAGGAAGGUCAUACCUGGACAGGACCGCCUCCCUUUAGUGUUUAAUGCACAAUAUGCACAAAUAUAACACACAGCAGUAGCAUUUUACUCAGACUCAAUGAAUGUACACAUCAAUGCUGGAGGUGGCGCAUGCAGUGACGUCACGCACUAACUCAAUAUCUGUCACUCUCACAUGAAACUGUUGUGUAAACGUGUAAAACAUUCCUCUUCCUCUUCUUUUUUCCUCCCGUCUGGGACAUAGAGAGUUGACAGAUGCAUGUUUCAUGAGAUAAAGUGACAUUUAAUAGUAAUAGAAUGCCUUUUUAAUGUAAAGUCCACAGAAUUGUGAAAAAGAUGCUUGUUUUAAAGGGUAAAAAAUCCCAAACCAUUAUUAAUUUCUCAGUUUCAAACACUCAACCCUGAAUUGGAUCAAUUUAUGAGGUUAUUUUGUUGAUAGACAUAAGUGAAAUCAGCAGUAAUCACUGGAAAUCUGCAUUACUCACUUGUGUUCUGUUGCUUUAUUGUUUGAAAAUAAAAAUGUCACUUCGUAUGCCUUUAAUUCGUUAAUGAUCUUUGCUUUGUUGUACCAAAUGGCACAUUGGAAACCAGAUUCCCUUUAAAAGAAAGUGCACGUCGCCCUUGAAACAUCCGGGUAUAUGCAGCGACAUGUUCAGCCUUCAAAAUAAUAGCCGUGACAAUGUUACCGUCAGUUCAUGAAUUUAUACGUCUUUGGAAGUACACAAAAUGUUCCUGUCAAAGUGACAUAUCACUUUUAAAGGAGAAUAAAUUGAUGGAUAUUUAAGUCUAUGAAAUGUAUAAAAUGAAAUAAGAGUAUAAUGUAGCCUUAUUGUCUGUGUCUGUUUGUAAAUUGCAAAUGUGAAUCCUUUGCCAUCAAUGUAUGAAAAUAACAGUAACUUUGAGCACAAAAUAUAGACAUUAAAGGCAUAUAUCAUUUUAAAAUAUAAUGUUUUUACUUUGCAUUUACUUAUAUGCUGAUCUUGUGAGAAUGUUCAUAGUUUGAAGAGUGAAUAUGCUGAAAAAUAUUUAUAUUAAGUAGCAAAGAAAACUAAAUUAAUAAUGUACAAUCAUUUUUGCAAUAUUACAUCAAAGAAAUUACCUAAACCUUUAAUCUGAGAUAAUAACAGAGAUGUCCCGGCUGGCUCAGAGAAAAUAAUUCUGUUGUUUAUAUUUACUGUUUCAUUAAUUUCUCUAAAGAAGCCGUUUAAACUCAUCUGCUUCAAGACCAUUUAUUUGUUUUAGUGGUACUUUGUUAAGUCAAUGGGCCUCAAACAAACCUUAAAUAUCGUUCUUCUGUUACGAAAACGGCAGUUUAUCUGGUACAAUGAAAAACAUGUUUAUUUGCAUUAGUUCAUUUACAUCUCCAUUAAUUUAUAUGUGUAUAUUUUUUUUUCCCUGUGUCUUUUGUGUGGAUUUAUAUAUCAUCAGGUUUUUGUUGUAUAGUUGUGAAAUUCAAGUAGAUUUUUUUUUCCAUUUCUUACUCAGAUGAAGUGGUUUAUGGAGUUUUUAACUGAUUAUUUUAUUGCUGAGUUACUUUUACACAUGAUGCUUUUGUUCAGUCCCGACAGGAUGUCAAGUUUAUGUUGGAUUCUUUUCUUUAAAAAAGAAAACUGCUGUAUUUCAUCAAAUGAGAACUUUGUUUUCCUAUAAGAGUUUAAAUGAUGAUUUUAUUUUAUCUUUACAAGAAUCCUGACAUUUGGAUGUGAGACACUUUAUCGUUUUAACACUGGAACAACUUUCUUACUUCUGCCACUCAGUGAUAAAUGGUCAUUUUCGCAGAUGCGAGGUGUCUCCCCAUCUGAUAUGACGAGAAUCACAGUCUAAAACUGAAGACACCUGAAGCCACAUGUAAACACAAAUAUGCACAUAAACAUCAUGCACCUUUACCUGCACAGAACUUAAGGUGUGGCAAGAGUGAAGGCACCUCAUCCAUUCAUGACAAUAAAUACUAACAAUUAAGGAUCAAUCAGAUUAUGAUUCUUUCCUCUCCUUCAUUUGCUAAUACACUCUUCUUUGGUGCUCUAUAAAUAGUUACAGAUGUGUAACAGUUGUGUGCUUUGGGAUGCCCUCAAGAAAAGAACGAGACUGGCGCAAGAUGAAAGUUGAUUCAUGCAGCAUUUUAGCCAAAAUAUGAUGCUGUACCUGAGUACACGUCUCCCUCCUGAUUAUGUUUGGUGUUUGAUUAGCUGAAGAGUAAACGGGGUCAUCAGUUCUCCUUUGACACGGCUGAUGCUUGUCCUCACUGUAGAUGAAGCUGUUUGUAGCCUCUCGUUUAAUCCAACCUUUUUCUCUUUUUUUAAAACCUCUAAGGCGUUAUUUGCCGUAAAUUCACGGCGCUGAUCGUUUUUCUGUCUCUUUUCUAUUGAUCGGUUGUUAUUCUGGUUGUAAAACCAGAGCUGAGACCCCCAAACAAAUAAGAUUUUCUUUACUUCUUUUUUCACUGACUGAUUCAUGAUUAAGAAGGUGUUUGUGUACAUACAAGUUCACGCUGAUGGAGCGUGAGAACAGAGAACCAUAUAUUCAUGUAUGGCUUUAUAAAGACGGUUAAAAGAAUAUGUAUCCACAUUUCUGCCUUUUGUUCAAACACACAGGUUAAGUCAUUAUUAUAUAACUCCAUUAUGAUGUUAGAAUUAAGCCACAUCGUCAGUAUUAAUUGAUAAUGGUGUGAAGAAAUAUAACGGUAGAAAUGAAGUGAUGGUUGUAAAUGUUAUGACUCCGGAGAUGACUUAAACCGAGACCCUCACUCAUAGUUUUACAAGACGCUGCUCUGUGGGUUUCAGGAAGUCUCUGCAUGUGAUCAGUGUGCGACGCUGUUGAGGUCUGAUGCCUUGUUCUUGUACAUAAUGAGGAAUGGUAUCCUUUAUGUAACGAUUCUGCAGAUUUUUAAGUAACACUUUGUU
Molecule: messenger RNA, 11999 nt
Organism: Cololabis saira (Pacific saury)
Lineage: Eukaryota; Metazoa; Chordata; Actinopteri; Beloniformes; Belonidae
Gene: tmem74b
Product: transmembrane protein 74B
Exons: 4
Coding region: 323-1210 (295 amino acids)
Source: RefSeq, a predicted model, not a curated record